AUGAGCUUCCUCGCCCGCGUGCCCUACUCGCUCGCGCUUUUGGCUACCGCCUCAGGACUGUUCCUCAUCUUCAAUCUCGCUGGGGCCUCCGCUGCAGUCGUCGGAGGUCCUACCUUGUCUGCGGGUGGACGCAUCGGAGUUGCAGCCGCCUACUCUGACUUUGCCCUCAACUUCACCCAGGCCGUGGAUCAUUUCAACAGCCUGGACGCGAGAACUUUCCACCAGCGCUACUGGGAGAACCAGCGCUGGUGGAAGGUACCCACGCAGGCCCAGGCCCACCCUAUGGCCAUCCUGCGCAUCAACUCAUUCCAUGAUGACGGGGAUUGGAAUACCUCGACCAUUGUGACCUGGGCCAAGGAACUCGGGGCGAUCGUGUUCGACCUUGAGCCCAGGUAUGCGGGCAAGAGCUACCCCUUGCCCGACGUCCGCACCGAAGAUCUCCGCUUCUACUCCAUCGAGCAAAACGUGGCAGACGUGGUGAGCUUCAUCAGCAACAAGAGCGCCCUUCUGCCCAACAACACGCGUUGGGUCGUGAUGGGCGAACUGUUCGACGGCGCGUUCGCGACCUGGGUGCGCGCCAAGCCCCGCGUGGCCUUUGGCGUGGUGGCGGUGUCGCCCCACCUGCUCGCCGUCGAGGGCUACCCGGACUACGACCUCGCCUACCAGGCCGCCAUCGGCUCGAAGUGUUCGAAAGUGAUUCACGACUUGCUGGAGACCGUCUCGUGGACCCUCAACAACGAGACGGCCAACAAGGCCUACCAGAAACAAUGCGGCAGCAGCGUGACCCUCCCGAAUGCGGAAUUCAUGUACGUGGUGUCGACCAUUCUCUUCGGCAACAUGGACUCGAACUACGCCACGCUGUGCUCGACGUUCGAGAAAGUGAAGGACAAGGACAACACCACGCGGCUGGACACUCUGGCCAAGUUCAUCGUCGCCAUCAACGACGAGUGGAAUAUGGAGUUCACCGAUUGGGACUUUGCGCUCGACACGGGCGGCAACAUGAGCGACACAGGAGCCGGCUUCAGGCCCACCUACUACCUCAAGUGCACGCAGCUCGGACAAUUUGAGACGCCAGCAAAGUCGGGCUACAGUCUGGUGCCCGCUGAACGCACUGUGGACUGGUACCUGUCGGUGUGUCACAAGCUCUUCCCCAACCUCACCGCCGACGGACCCAACGUCGCGCAGGUCAACACCAACUUUGGUGGGCGCGUGCCGGAGGGCUGCAACAUGGCGUUCGUGGUGUCCCCCAACGAUCCCUACUCCACUCUCGGGCCUGACCCCGUCCUCGUCCCGUCCAAGACCAAGGCCUCCGGUAACAAGAUCAUUCAGAUUGACUGCGCGUCGCCGCAAGUGGGUCUCUCGCUGUUCUUGCCCGCCACGAGCGCCGAUGCCCUGUGCCUCACCAAGGCGCGCGCGCAGGUGUUCCAAACGCUUCAGGCCUGGCAGACCCAACCCGACACCUGCCCGACCGUUCCUUCGGGCGGCGGAGGUGGCGGCGGCGAGGGCCACGGCGAUGGCGACAUGGCGCUGGUGGGCGUGUUCUCGGCCGUGGGCGGCAUCAUCCUGGGUAUCUCCAUCACGGGCGUCAUCUUCUUCUACCUCUCCCGCAAGAUCAUCCAGCGCUGGAAGGCCUCAGCCUACGCCCAUGUCAACUGA
Molecule: messenger RNA, 1656 nt
Organism: Acanthamoeba castellanii str. Neff
Lineage: Eukaryota; Discosea; Longamoebia; Acanthamoebidae
Product: Serine carboxypeptidase S28
Exons: 14
Coding region: 1-1656 (551 amino acids)
Biological process (GO): proteolysis
Molecular function (GO): serine-type exopeptidase activity; dipeptidyl-peptidase activity
Source: RefSeq, a predicted model, not a curated record